Amorphotheca resinae ATCC 22711 is the source of this 1913-nucleotide messenger RNA. RefSeq lists its product as hypothetical. The transcript has 6 exons. The record is from RefSeq and is a predicted model, not a curated record. Lineage: Eukaryota; Fungi; Ascomycota; Leotiomycetes; Helotiales; Amorphothecaceae. Bases 31 to 1710 code for a protein of 559 amino acids.
UCUAUCCCCUGUGUGAACUGUGGGCAUCUGAUGGAGGUCCACCAUGAUCAUGACCGAAACCCCCCUUCUAAGGUCGCUCGAUCACUAAGAACAAAUCCUUUCAAGCUGCCGACGUCAGUGUCUCCUCGAGUACAGCUCGUAAAUGGCAUCAUCGAUAGAGCCGAAGAGUAUCGCAUGAUCCUCGUAAAGGGCACACCUGCAUGCGGAAAGACGACCACAAUGAGGCUCGUUGCCAACGAGCUACUCGCACGCCAUUCGGGAGAAAAGCCGGUACAUAUUAUCACUGGCUGGGGAAGGGAAGCAGUGGAAAAGGCAGGGGGUUGGGACGAUUAUCUGAUGCAGGUAACAGGAAUUGGAGAUUCUUGGAUCACUCGCCCGGCCUAUCUUCUGUUCGAUGAAGCCCAGGAGUCUUAUUGGGACACCACCCUCUGGUCUGUUUUUCUCAAAGGAAUCGAUCCAUUCAUUGCUGCCGAAUGUCCCUGUGUUAUCUCGUUUGCGUCAUAUGGCUCCCCCGGCCGAGGCAACCCGGGGUUUUACAAACAAAAGUACUUCAUGAUACCUAUGACCUUUGGGCCUAGACAGUUGAUCUCUAUGCGUGCUGAGGAACCUUUUAACGAAGAGGCAAUGGACUGCGAUGAUGAGGAUGUCCUGGGCCUGCUGCUGGAUGCCGAGGAGGCAACUAAUGUUAUGAAGAAGUAUAUGAACGCGACGGGCUCUCCUCCCCUGUCGAAGGACUUGAUGGAUGAGCUGUUCCUCAUCAGCAAUGGGCAUGUCGGAUGCCUCACCGCACUCAUGGGAGUUCUAGGACAGGCGGCAGAACUGGAACAUCAAAGACGUCAUGAUCACCAGCUUGAGCUCGAUGCUGUUCGCGAAGGCCUGUUCAACCACCCUGAUAGAUUAUUUCGCUACCUGAAGCACGCACCCUUCAUGAGAGGCAUGCCAAAUGACGAUAUUCUCCAGCGUCAGGGCGUAGCGACGGUCUUCAAGCGAGCGAUAGCCUGUGAUGAAGUUAUCGCGGAUGAUUUCAAGGACACCAAAGAAGUUGAGACGCUGGACAUGAUAUGGAGGAAUGGCUGGCUGUAUGCCCAGAAGAUAAAUUACAGAGUUCAGUACAUGUUUCCCAGUAGCAUCCAUCGUUGGUUCUGUUCCUACAUGUUGCAUCAGAAGGUGCCCGCCGGUGUAAUUCACUUUACAACGGCAUUAGAUUUAGCUAUAGGCGCUAUUCGAGGCUUCAUCCCUCGCCACCUUUCUGAACCUCCACGGUCGUCAGCAGGCGGGACUCUUCCAUUGGAGGAUCAAUAUCAAAAAGAGUUUUACCGCUCCUUUUAUACUCAGUUAGAUGGACAGGUCCUCAUCUCUCCUGAGUACAUCGCGAAGAAAGACAAAGGAGGUGGCACAAUCGACUUUCUUGUCUCAGCCAAGAAAUGGGGGUUUGAGUUGUUGAGAAACCGCGAUAAGCUGGUAGAACACAUGGAAAGGUUCAAGCCUGGUGGCGCAUAUUACAGUAUGAUAACAUCAAACACCAUGCAGCACUACGUUGUGCUAGAUCUUUUAACUUCGAAACCAAGGAAAUCACGUCCAGAAUACCGUGAUCACCUCUACCAUGUUGUGUUUUCGAAUGACUACCGAGACGUUAGCAUUAUUGACGGCUCAGAUCUUCAAACAAUUACUUCAUUUACCCUUUCAGAGAACUCUAACCCACUGGCAUAAUUCUUUCGUGUUCCUCGGUACAAGAGAAGUGCGCAUACUCUAGAUUCACAAUUGAGGGACAAUGCUAUUACAAGCUACAGGCUACAGCUUACAUGUUGCUUCGGAGCUAGAGAUGCGAUCAUGGUGAUGCCAAGUAAAUUCACGAGGUCACUUUGCUCGCAUCGCAGUCUGCCAACCUACUUUGCUCGCAUCAGGACACGGUC